Molecule: messenger RNA, 501 nt
Organism: Trypanosoma theileri
Lineage: Eukaryota; Euglenozoa; Kinetoplastea; Trypanosomatida; Trypanosomatidae
Product: serine/threonine-protein phosphatase PP1
Exons: 1
Cellular component (GO): nucleus; cytoplasm
Molecular function (GO): protein serine/threonine phosphatase activity
Source: RefSeq, a predicted model, not a curated record
AUGCAGACGCUCAUAGAGAAGUUACUUAUUGUUAAGGGAAAUGCUACACAACAACAAAUUCUUAUCCGUGAAGAGGAUAUACGGAAUGUUCUUAAUGCCGUACGUGAUAUAUUUAUGUCCCAGCCUAUGCUACUAGAGAUUAAACCACCAGUGCGUAUCUGUGGUGAUAUUCAUGGACAAUAUUAUGAUUUGCUGCGCAUUUUUGAGAAGUGUGGGUACCCACCGUACUCAAAUUACUUAUUUCUGGGCGAUUAUGUGGAUCGGGGUAAGCAUAGUGUAGAGACCAUCACUCUUCUCUUCUGUUACAAGAUUGUGUACCCUGAGAAUUUCUUCCUACUCCGCGGCAACCACGAGUGUGCAAGCAUCAACAAGAUGUAUGGUUUUUUCGAUGAUGUGAAGCGACGGUACAAUAUCAGGCUUUUCAAGGCCUUUACUGAUGUGUUUAAUACGAUGCCGGUAUGCUGCGUGGUUGGUGAAAAGAUAAUCUGUAUGCAUGGUGGA